AUGACUGGUCAAGAGAACCCCAGCGAAACCUGGGAUGAAGUCAGAGAACAAUUGAAAAAGAAGAUUCUUUUUCCAGGUGAAGAAAUACAAUAUACUCCUGAUCAUACUUUUUACAAGAACGUUCAUUACAUGCUAUGUCAUCGACAAUCGGUAUCGAAAGAGUCCAAAGUCAGAGUUUGUUUAACCAAUUUUCGACUAAUUAUAAUUGAAGGAAGUCUCGAAGAUAAGAUACGGACUGCUUCUGGGGUGAGAAAUGUUAACGAUGGAGUAUACUUUUUCGAUGAUAUUGUUCUUAAAAAUAUAGAGAAAAUAAAGUAUACCUUGGAUAAACGUUGUCAAGAAAGGCAUACAGUCACCAAUAAUGCACUGCCAACUUCAGGAGGCAUUACUAGUUUACAAGUCUAUUGUAGGAACUUUACCCUACUAGAUAUCCGUGCUAGAAGAAAUGAUCAGACAUUGGGUGAUAAAUCGCUCGUAUCACGAUUGAAAUCGUUUCGAUUAUUACCGAGAAGGUCACAAGCUAACUCUGUUUCAUAUGAAGAGUUAAAGAAGAUGUUACGUUAUUUGAUUGGUUGCAAACAUACCGAAUUUUACACAAAAUAUGCUAACAGUAUGGAAGGUUUAGCAAAGACUGGUGGUGUACCAUCUUACCGUAAAAUAAGUGACUAUGAGAGUGAACUUGACCAUUUGAAGACACCAAAAAUAUGGUGCAUUAACGAAGAUGCCAAUAGGGGAUUUAAAUAUCAAAGUCUACCUGAAAUACUGCUUUGUCCAAAUGAUGCUGUAUCCAAGAAGUUAGAUCUAAACAUGCUUCUGGCAGCCUACAGGGAAAAGCGUUAUCCCGUACCUUGCUGGUAUUACCAAACUAAUGAUGUUUAUUUAUUAAGAUCGGCAUCCGAGGAUCAUGGCCUUAGAGAGAAUUGUAACGAAAUGGAAGGAAGAAUAUUUGGAAUUAUAAAAGACCCAAAUAAGCAAAAACCAUUCAAAACUAUAGAAUUAGCCAAUCGAUUCCCUAAUUAUUUAGCAACUGUAUGGCAACGGAUAUACACAGACAAUGGAAUUGUACGUGUUGGCAACGUAAUUCAACCCAAAGAACUUUCGUCUGGCUAUAACAAUUUAAAAUAUCACUGCUUGAAAGGUAGCGAUAGAAAAUAUUGGAAUUCCGAUAAAGAUUGGUUUGCUUCUCUUGCUGCAACCCAAUGGCCGAAUUUCAUUCGGGUUUGCUUAUUCAUUGCUACUAAGAUAGCGGAUAAAUUACACUAUGGCGCCGUUUCCAUCUUAGUUAAAGAUUAUGACGGAGCAGAACUUUCCUGCGUAAUAUGUUCUCUAGUUCAAGUAAUAUUAGACGGUGACUGUCGUACAAUUAAAGGAUUUCAAACAUUACUACAAAAGAACUGGGUUGUAGUUGGCUAUCGUUUUAAUGCAAGCCAAGAGAGUCCCUUUUUUGAGCUAUUCUUAAGUUGUAUAUCGCAACUGUUAUAUCAAAAUCCUUUGGCUUUCGAAUUUUCUCCUAAUUACAUAUCGCAUCUUUUGGAUAUAUCACUCUGUGGACUUACCGAAACGUUUUCUUACAACAAUGAAUAUGAACGCUGCAGAUAUAAUUAUGUAAGGAAAGGGGAAGGUAACGUGUCAAAGCGUACUGGUAUUGUUCUCCCUUCAGCUUGGAAUCUCUGUUACUUAAAUUGGAAGGAAGUAUUUAAUGAACGAUAUAUUAUGAAUCAAGUUUUACAAAGAAUUUAUGGUAAAACUAUUGCUAAACCAUUGACCGUUGUUACUGAUAUUUUUGAUAUGAAAAUAUGGCAUAGCUUAUAUCUCCGUAGUUUCGGUAUGCAUGAUGAAGGUAGCAUCAGGAACUACGAGAUUCAGCAUCAAAGUGAGAGAUCAUACAAUGAAUCUAUUUUAUGCUUACUUGAAAAAACUCGAGCGUUGGGCUGUCUUAAGUAUACUAAUGGUAGAAUUAUAGAUGUUAUUGAUUAUAAAAAGCUUUCACAACUCUAUACAUACAAUGAGCAUGUAAGGCAUCGUCAGUACCCAAAAACUUCAGCAUCAGAUGUGCGCAACGUAAGUCAGUCCUUUAGCGGUUUUCCGUCAUCGACCUACAACACCGACGUGUACACAGUAUCGCAUGAUAUACCGAGAGAUCCGUCGAUGCCUUACAUAGCAACAAGAUCGGGUCAAUACAGAACAAAUGAAAGCGCUAUUUAUAGUUCUUCGGCAUCAUUUUGCAAUGAGCAUCCGUUAUCUAAUAAUACCUGGAUAAAUCAAACUCGUUAUCCCGAGAUAGCAAAAUCAAGUGUACGUAAUGUAGAUGCUUAUCCCGAUGUCUCAAUGGCAUCGCCUUAUAAUGGUAGUAGGCACGCAGAUGCAAAAAUCAAGGAAACCGCAAAUACUGGAAAAUAUACAGUAGGUCAGCCUAAAUCGCGAUCAACCAGCUUAAGAAAUGAUUUUUACUUCAGUCAUCAAGAAGAAUAUUCUCCUCGUAAUGAUGGUAACUAUUAUCAACCUGCGGACCAUAAUUAUAAUGAAUACGUGAAUAUGCAAAACUUCGCUAAACAGUACGGGCACUCUCCUAGGAUUGCGUACCAAAAGAUGAAAUCGAACGAAACUAAUUUUUAG
This is a messenger RNA of Trichoplax adhaerens, 2616 nucleotides long. RefSeq lists its product as uncharacterized. The record is from RefSeq and is a predicted model, not a curated record. NCBI's taxonomy places the organism in Eukaryota, Metazoa, Placozoa, Uniplacotomia, Trichoplacea, Trichoplacidae. The transcript has 17 exons. The coding region runs from base 1 to 2616 and encodes 871 amino acids.